This is a messenger RNA of Zophobas morio, 3208 nucleotides long. RefSeq lists its product as uncharacterized. Gene Ontology annotation, molecular function: protein binding. Lineage: Eukaryota; Metazoa; Arthropoda; Insecta; Coleoptera; Tenebrionidae. The coding region runs from base 291 to 1271 and encodes 326 amino acids. The transcript is spliced from 7 exons. The record is from RefSeq and is a predicted model, not a curated record.
CCUGCGCGGGUGACGCUUUUAAAAUCACAAUCUAAAAUAGAUUCUUAUUCUUACUACCGACAUACAUAUCGGUCAUCGCGUACGCUACAUAUCAUCAAUUUUGAUAAUUCAUAUUGUAACCGCAACAUGUCUCCAUGUUCCAGCAAAAUAACACGACUACAUUAUAACUCGAUGAUGUACUAUACAAAAUAAUAAUAAUAUGUGAUAAUGUUAGUGCACUCUCAACGAAAACUGGGUGGCUGGUAUGAAAAUGUGGUAGUGAUGAUCAUGUUAAUGAAACUUGAGUGAAAAUGACAAUGAGUCAAAGGGGACCGGGGCCUCCAUUCCAUAAUGUGUUCAUUUCAAUUGCAAUUUUGAUUCUUGUAAUAUGCACGACAUUUUCAGCCUCCGAAAAAAGCAAAUAUUAUUCCAUGCAAUCGUUGUGCAAAAAUCAUUUUCUACAACAACUCUAUCGCAAAAUCGAUGGUGCUGUCUUAUGGUCGCAAAAUGAAAGAAAUCUGGACUGCGUUAUCACUUUUCAGACUCAUUCCAUAUUACAAAGAUUUAUGUUAAGAUUCGACUUUUUACAACUCGACUGUAAUGAUCACCUUUAUAUUUACGAUGGAGCACACGCUGUUGGAACUUACAAGUUUGAUUUAUCCUGUAGGAACACGAAACAAACUUUAGGGGCCAUGUUUACUCGCACUAACUACGUUACACUUAAGUAUGUAACGGAUGGAUGGGGCACUGAUUCCAAUGGUUUUAAACUAGUCAUCACGGCUGUUAAAGAUCCUAAACAUGCUUGCACAGAGUUUCGCUGUAAUCUGAGAGAAUUUUGCAUAGCUAACGAUUUGGUUUGUGAUGGAAUUAACCACUGCGCCGACGGCUCCGACGAAUCUUCAAAUACAAUUUGUCAAAAUAACGAGACUGGAACCAUUUUAGGACUGGAAAUGACAUGGUUUGUGGUGACAGUAAUUAGCACACUACUAAUUUUGUUAGUCUGCAUUGUUGCUGUUUCGAUUUGUUUAUGUCGAAAAGGAUGGAGCUCUAGUGCCAGAUCCGGAAACGGAAAUGUGCCACAACCCAAUGCUCCAUAUCCACUUCAACAAAUGUACGGUUCCAACGGCGCGAUGAAGCAAGGUGGGAGCAUGACGACUUUAACGAGUAGCGGUGCCGCCGCCACAGCAGCAACAGCCGCCGCCGUUCAGGGAAACUGGCGCCACCCUGCGGGCCCACUAGGGUUCCGCCUCAGCACGCCGGCCCGGGCCCGCCUCUACUGCCAGGCAAAGUAAGACCGACGCCGACGGCGCCUAACGCGCCCGUAAACGGCGGAGACGCCGAUCUAGUCUCUCAAACACAAAAAGAUGAAUGGUUCGUCUAGCAGUAGAAGCGGCCGAGUCGUAGCCUGCAGGGUGAGUCGAGUGCAGAACCCAGCGCUCGGCCUACGGCAGAUCAGUUACCAAUUAUAUCGACUGUCCUUAGCUACGUGACCUCUCCUCACCGAUAAUCUACAAUUACAACAUAACGAUUCAUAACAAUAGCUUUUUAAAUGACGCACACGUACGUUUUAUUACGAGAAAGAGUGCGUCUUGUAAGUGUGCAAAAGAUUGUUCGUUCAUUUGGCUGUAUUUUAUGUUAUAGACACAAAAAAAUGAACUUUUUGAAGAGGGAGGCUAAAAUAGAUAUUACAUUUGUUGUGAAAGACAAUACUAAAAGCAAACAAGAAAAAAUUAUUCUUAGCCUAAUCUAGUAUUAUACAUAUUUAGAAAAGAUUUUUUUGGGGGGAGGGGGGAGGGGAGGGAGACCGAAUUGUUUGUUUACUGUGAUGUCACACAGCUCAGUACUGCCGACAGAGGGCGCAUUAAUCGUUGCGAGGUUCAAUAAUCAUCCAAGGUUUUGCCCGAACGAUGCGCCACUGAAGAAAGCUUAGGAAACGUAUUCGAAUCAACGCACACAGCCAAUAGACAAAUACGAAUGACACUAUACUACUCUAUGUUUAACUAGAUAGAUGUAACUUUUGUUAGUGGGAAAGCACUGUAUUUGUAUAGCACCAUGGCUGGUCACCGGCAGCCUCUUUUAGAACAAUAAAGCGAAUUUUCAAUUUGUCUAUCCAAAAACGAGUGUAAACUUGUAUGUAUAGAACAAUAAGCUAUUGCCGAUCGGCGGUAUUCUUAGUGUAAUUUUUCUAAUAAAUGGAAAGAUGUCUUAACUUGAAAAACACUCAACAAGCGUAAGACAUUUUUUUUACCAUUUGAAGCAGACAACUCCAAUGUUAUUCUAUACGAAAAUUUCGUACCAUUUUUUACUACUAUAGCAGACCUGAUGACGAGUAUGUUUAUACACAUAUCUACUAGGAAUAUACCUACAUAUAGAAUAGCUUCAGGACGGCUUCAUCAUUUGUAAAUUAUCAACGUAGUACGCUUAUUAUAGUCUUGUGGGCAAAUUUUAUUUUGUGACAAUUGCCUGUCUUAAAUACCCGUCAACAGUAGGUAUACGUUUCUGCCUACUACCUGGCCAAAUAGGUUAAUCGAUACAUGUAUAACAUAUCAGGGACUUUAGGUGUAUUUUUUAUGAUAACGAAUUUGCUCACAAGAAUUUUAUUUUUGUGUAACAAAUAUAUUGUCCGCUACAAUAAAAGGAAAAUAUUGCAGAUGUUUAGCAAACAUUAAUUAUUUAGAACGCUUUUAUUAGAUCUCCGUUUUCGAGCUUUUACAUAAUUAGAAUCACACACGUUGUUUCGUAAUUAGUCCGAGCGAAUUUUUCGAUCGUACUAAUGUUCCAAAAUAUUUUUACAGGGCUUUUCAAACAUUAUGCAAUGAGUUUCUUCAAGAAUUUAUUUAUUUUUUUUUUUAUUUUAACACAUUCCCAUGAAAAAGUUGUAAUUCUAACAGCCUGUAAAACUGUAUUUGGAAACAGCAUGCAUCCUUAUGAUAUGUACUUGACUUCUGCUAUUUCGUUCUUCAAUGUAACACAGUGUUCAUGAUUUUCACGUUCUUUUCAUAUGUAAUUAAUAAUGAUUUUGAGUUGUAGUUAUGAUGACUUUUGCAGUAAAAUCGUCAUCAUAUGUACGACUUAGAAGUAAAUAAAUUUCACCCUUCCCCAUUUACACUGUUGACCAAUGUUAGAAAGUUACAGUCCUUUAGCAAAUGUCAUUAAUAAAUUAAAAUGUCCGUGUGUGUUCUUCAAUGGAGUACAGAAAAUGUUUCUUUAAUAAAAAAUGAACUCUAAA